Messenger RNA from Notechis scutatus (mainland tiger snake), 2666 nucleotides. The record is from RefSeq and is a predicted model, not a curated record. Lineage: Eukaryota; Metazoa; Chordata; Lepidosauria; Squamata; Elapidae.
ACCAAGAGAUUGUAAGUCGAGAACUGGCUGUAUCCUUUCCCGGUUGGUGACUCUCCCACCCACUGGUUUGCCCACAGGACAUUCAGUGGGACAUGGACUCUCAUCCCCCGGCAGCCGCCGCACAGCCCCUCAGCCUCCCCAAGCCAACCCCCACGAUGGACGCCCUUCCCGUGACGGCUGAGCUCUCCCUGACAGUGGUGGCGGAAAUCCAAGCGGUGGAGAGCAAGGUGGAUGCCUAUGCCGCCCAACUCAUGAACCUGGAAGUUCGGAUGAGCAUGGCCGAGACCAAGCUGGACGGCUGCGAGAAGACGGCGGUAGAGUUCGGGAACCAGCUGGAGAGCAAGUGGGCCGCCUUGGGUACCCUCAUCCAGGAGUACGGGCAGCUCCAGCGGCGCCUGGAGAACAUGGAGAAUCUCCUGAAGAACCGGAACUUCUGGAUCCUGCGUUUCCCGCCAGGUGCCAAGGGGGAGGCCCCUAAGGUCCCGUUGCUGUUCGAUGAUGCUGCCUGCAGUUUCUCGGAGCAAGAGUGGAGGGGUCUUGAUGAAAGCCAGAAGGACCUUUACCGCCACAUUAUGAUGCACAACUACCAGGCGGUGGUCUCCGUCGAUGCGGCUGUCUCCAAACCGGAACUCCUCACCCGGAUUGAGCAAAGAGAGACCUUGGAGCAGAACGAUGGCAGAGGAGACUACCCCCGUGACGAGUCCAGCUUCGGCAACCAGCCAGGAUCACCAAUUUCGGCUCCGCGCGGGAGUUCCUGGAUUGAGGAAGAAGAUCUGUCUCUCGUCAAAAGCAUGGGGGCCUUAGAGGACAGAGAAAUCCCUGGGGAGUGCACCAUGGGUGCUCCUCAGCUGUUGGAGGACGAUGUGGACAACCUCUUCCCCCACAAGUGGACCGAAGUUUUCCAGGGUCCUGGAGAGGAGCUGCUGUGCGAGAGCCAGUCUGUCUCUGUCGCCCUGCCCAAGAAGCCCCUCCGGCGGUCCACGCAGGGACCGUCAGAGACACAGAAAGAGCAUUCGGCCCCAUCAGCUGCAGAAGCUCACCCCGGCCCCUUCAUCUGCUGCGAGUGUGGAGAAGGAUUUGUAGACAGGCAGCUUUUCGCCAGCCACCAGAAGACCCACGGCGGAAGCGGGGCAUAUCUUGUGCCAGAGCCUAAAGGGAACCCGGCAGUUAAAUUCACCCCCUUCUCUAUCCAGAGGGCCCCAACUCCUGCCCGUCCCAAAGUGCACAAGCGCCCUGAGCCGCAGAGGAGCCCAACGGUGAAACCCAGCGCAGUGAAACGGCCUGGGAACCACAUGGUAGAGCGUCCCUACACAUGCACCCAGUGCAAGGAGAGCUUCAAGCUGGAGGUCAGCCUGCUCCUUCACCAGAAACUCCAUGCGGGGAAGGGCGACGGGCCGCUGACCUGCACCUACUGCGGCAAGGACUUCCGGGACCUCUCCAAAGCUGUGCGCCACCAGCGGAUCCACACGGGCGAGCGGCCGUAUCAGUGCACGGAGUGCGGGAAAAGCUUCAUCCGGCGGGACCAUCUGUUGAAACAUUGGCGUGUCCACACGGGCGAGACGCCCUACCAGUGCGCUACUUGUGGGAAGAACUUCCGCUACAAGGAGUCACUGAACUGCCACCAGAAAAUCCACACCCGCAACCCCACCGUGCGCCACCUCAUGCUGGGAACACAGUCGGGUCUGAUGGGCCUGAAACCUGAGCAGCCGUAGCGUUGCCGGGUGCCCAUCUGAAAGGGAUGUGCCAGCCCUUGGGGGAGUGUCCCAGUUUGGGCGGUGGUGGGGUAAUGUACUCUUGGGGGCAACAGGAGCAUUGAUUGCCUCCUUUGUCCUGUGCUGGAUGCCAACACGUAAGCUGUGUGCUGCUCCUGUGCAAGGGGUCAUGUGACAGUUGCAUUUGAGUGGACUGCAGAAGUAUUGUAGCCUGCUCACCCUGCACCUCCUUGCAUGCAAAUACCCCGUCGCUCUCUCCAGACCGUCCCCCUCAAAUCCCACUCAUUUCCUUGCCACGUCCGCUUGCCGGUACGAGUUUGCCUUGCUGCGUGUACCCUCUACACACGUAUCGACGUCCUUCAGGUUUCACAGUGCGCCGCAGAGGUUGGCAAAAUGGCAGUGGGCCCCCGCAAGAAUCAAAUUGGUUCUCCUUCAAUCCUGCCCACUCAGGAUGGUGGGGGGGGGGGUCCUCCCACACCUCCACGGAACUUGGAAACGCCCACCCGCCCCCAUUUCCCACAUCCUUGUCCUUUAGUUGGCGUUGUCUGUCUUCUCCAUUUCACUUUCGAAACUGUGUUUGAUCCGUGUGAGAACAACUCUUAACGCCCAGCUCUUGUGUUGUGUGUGGUUUCGCUGUGUGAUGUCCUCCGUGGGAUUUUGUGUUGCCUGGCUCCCCAAGCUCUUGCACACAUUGGGACUGCCAAGAUCUACCCUCCAUUGUUGUGGUGGUGUUGGUUAUUAUUAUUUUCCCAAGGUAUCUGUAAAUAUUGGUUUGCUAUGAAUUGCCCUGUUGUUGUUGAACUCAAUUGUUGGCUGAAGUGACAGUGAGAAAUCGGCUUUUCUUCUGUGUGACGUCCAGUGUUUGGUCUCUGUGGCUACAGUUUUUGGGGAGGGGUUGUUGGUUUUUUUGUAUCACCUUCUUUGGCAAAAACAUGUCUGUUCGCUGUGUCUCCA